AGACAUAUUUAGUAGUUAUCGACUAUCCAAAAUUGGGCUCAGCCUGCUGUGUUGUCAUACAAAUGAAUUAUUUUUAUUAUCAAAUAGACCAACACGACGCUAAUGUUAUAAACGCUAAUCAAAUUCCAAUAAGAAGCUUAUCGCUUAUCGCUUUGGUUCUUGCGAUAAGAAAGAGGCAGUGCGAAGUCUGCGCGUUUUUCGCCAAGAUUGGACAAUCAGUUGGUUAAUUUCUAUGGUUCGAGUUGGUACUGUAAUCAUUUGAUGCGGGCUCAACGCACCAACCAAAUAGAGACGGCGGGUGAGAUCGAUGCAAAACGUUUUUACCGAAUUGUCACACAGAAGUCGAAAGAGAGUAAGAAACUGUAUUUGGGUAGUAUGAAAGAACUGCAAAUGGCUUGCCUACUAAAUAAUGUGGUGCUGCUGGUGUCGCUGCUGGUACAGCUGGUAUUGCUAGUCCCUGUCAAUGGGCAGAGUGAUGAGGAUCCGUUGGUAAGCACAACCUUGGGAAGCAUUCAGGGCACUCGAAUGGAAAGCUUCAGUGGGAAGGCGAUUUAUGCCUUUCGCGGCAUACCCUAUGCAGAGCCACCACUCGGAGAGCUGCGCUUCGAGGCCCCCAGUCCAUAUCCUUCCUGGGGCAAUACCACACUCAAGGCCACUGCCGAUUCCCUGGUCUGUCCCCAGACGGGAAUUACCCUGCUGAUGAGCGAGGACUGUCUCAAACUUAAUGUUUUCACCAAGAACCUGACGGCACAACUUCCAGUGAUCGUAUACAUACAUGGUGGAGCAAAUAAGAUAGGCAGUGGGCACAGCACCUACGAGGCGGGGCCACAAUAUCUAAUGGAUCACGAUGUGGUGUUUGUGGCAUUCAACUAUCGCCUGGGUGCCUUGGGUUUCCUAAUUGGUGGCAACUAUGGUUAUCUGGAUCAGGUAAUGGCCUUGGAGUGGGUGCAAGCGCACAUCUCAAAGUUUGGAGGUGAUCCUCAGAUGGUGACUAUUAUGGGCAUGAGUGCAGGGUCCAUGGCUGUCAGUCUGCAUCUCGCAUCGCCGCUAUCAAAGGGAUUGUUUCAUCGUGCCAUAAUGAUGAGCGGCUCGGCAACAAACCACUUCAGCAUACACAAUGAGUUCUGGAGUCGUCUCUUGGCUCGACAGGUGGCAUGUCCCAUGUACAACACGUUUGAUAUGGUUGAGUGUCUGCGCAAUGUCACCUGGCAUCGCAUUGUUGAAGUAUGCAGCCAAUGGGAGCAGUACAAGUUUAUCAACAUGAAGUGGAACUACGAGAUUGACAACUACUUUUUGCCCAUGCAUCCUAGUGCACUCAUCAACCAGGGUCAGUUCAAUAAGGUGCCCAUUCUGGCUAGCUGGACUGCCAACGAGCUGGACUACACAACAUUAGUCCAAGUGGAGAAUGAACUUCUACUACACGAUAUCAAUGAGAACUUCAAUGAGUAUGCCCCAGAGUUCUUCCUCUUCGAUUAUAAUCCGACAAAAAGCCAACGUAUCAAGAACUUCUAUUUGGGGCAGCAACUCCGGGAGCUGGGUCGCGACAACAUCGAGGCAUUUGGACGCAUUUUUUCCGAUGGCAUCAUUGGACAUGGUGUUCAUCGGCUCGUUGACAUGGCACGAAAGCACACCAAUGUAUACUACUCACGUAUGGACUAUGUGGGUCAGAGAAGUCUCUCGGCACCGCUUAACGAGGAUAUGACUCUUCGGGGCGUGGGCCAUGCCGAUGAUCUACAGUAUGUUAUGCCUAGCUUGUGGUAUGGUACAAUCAUGAGGAAGGAUCACGCUGAUCUCUUUAUGAUGAAACGCAUCACAGAGUGGUUUGUUCACUUUGCCACGACAGGGAAGCCCGUGACUGAUUCAAGUAUCUGGCCAGCUUGCAAUGCCACAAGCGUUCAACUGCUCUACAAUGACAGGACAACAUAUGUGGGUCCUGCAGCCUACGUCGCCCGUUUUGCCAUCUGGGAUCAAUUGUUUCCCAAGACAAGCGGCGAAGCUGCGACUAUCGUUGCCCCAAGACGCCUCGGACUGGCCUUGGCUCUAGCCAUGCUCAUCCAUAGAUUAAUGUAGCUAUUAGGUGUGGAAAAAGCUUAUCAAUAGGCCGUUUAGAUUACACUAAUGAUGACUCUGCUCUUGUCGGAGCUCGGCAGCUAUUUACUUUGAUUAAUUAAUCAACAAAGGCGUGAGAUUUUCCCUCGUUGCUCUCUCUGGGUGUUCUUAAGUGUGUGUGUGUGUGUGUGUGUGAGAGUGUUUGUGUGUUGACCAACGCCUUGAGGCAAUUAGUCUUUUGGGGCAGCUUAAAUAUACAUUAAUUUGUCUUUAAAUGUUUCCAAUUGUAGCUGAUGACCCUUUCUCCCCUCUCCCCCCGUUAACUCGUAAUUGUUGCGAUAAAUUUUUGUAAUUGCCAGGUUCGCACAUGACAAAAGCUCAGUUCCUUCAGUCCUCCUCCUCCUCACAACUACCAUCGUGCCUCUCCUCCUGCUUCCAGUUGUCGUGUCUGUCUGUCGCUGUUAUUGACAUUUCAGAUUGGCAGCAUUUAAGUGGAUUGUUCUUGCGUGAAAAUCUCAAACAUGUCAGCGGCUGUAAAAGGAUUACGGCCCAACUGUUUAUGGGGGAGGAUUUGCUGGCGUUACCCUGGUAAGGGAUUACGUUUUGAAUGGACUGGGAAAUGUACUUCCUCGCAUAUCAUGAUGGGAAGUUAAUUUAAAUAGCAACACCAAACAUGAAAUGUUGGGAUAACUUCAAAUAAUGUAAAAUAUUGGUAAUAGUAAUAUAAAAUAUAACUACUAACUAAAGUACAAA
This is a messenger RNA of Drosophila sulfurigaster albostrigata, 2802 nucleotides long. Its product is annotated as esterase E4. NCBI's taxonomy places the organism in Eukaryota, Metazoa, Arthropoda, Insecta, Diptera, Drosophilidae. The record is from RefSeq and is a predicted model, not a curated record. The coding region runs from base 262 to 2070 and encodes 602 amino acids. The transcript is spliced from 3 exons.